Cercocebus atys (sooty mangabey) is the source of this 1131-nucleotide messenger RNA. RefSeq lists its product as uncharacterized. The transcript has 4 exons. The record is from RefSeq and is a predicted model, not a curated record. Lineage: Eukaryota; Metazoa; Chordata; Mammalia; Primates; Cercopithecidae. Gene Ontology annotation, cellular component: cytosol; autophagosome membrane; autophagosome. Gene Ontology annotation, molecular function: ubiquitin protein ligase binding. Gene Ontology annotation, biological process: autophagosome assembly; autophagy of mitochondrion; cellular response to nitrogen starvation.
AUGUGCGAGCAAAGCCCCAGAAGUCGGCAGCGAGCACAGGCUUCCCAGACAGCCACCUCCCAGAGUCACUGGGCAUUGCCAGGUGGCCAGGCUGUGGGGUGGGGGCAGUCCCCUCCCAGCCACACUGAAAGCAGGUGGGCAUCCAGCAACACCGCUGCUACACCCCAGGCCGCCUUCCUGGGCACCAGUUGCCGAGGCAACGGGGGUACUUUGAAAAUAUCCUUUUUUAGAUGUGACUGCCAGGAAGAAGAGCAAGAUGCCACAUACACGUGUGGCUUAAUGGAGACUAUUGAUAAGGAGGAGGAGGAGGGAAUUAUCUUCUUCUUCCCACUCUUACCCACCCAGAAGCAAUUAGUGAACAGGGAACAAAGAAAGGAGCCCCUGCAAAGCGCAGAGCUUUCUUCUGGGGGCGCAUUUCUGCAGCCCGGAGUCAGCACGGUCCGCUCGCCCGGAAACAUCCCCGGCGGCGAGUACAGGCAGGCACGCGAGAACUCUCUCCUGCCUGCGUGGGAGGCAAAAGCCGCCCUGGCUGCCCACGCCGCAGCCCUGUGCUCUGCGCCCGCCAGCCCCCAGUCCCACAGCGACGCGCCUCCUAGUCCCACAGCCCCGAGCCCCGCAGCCCCGCGCGCCUCAGCCCGCAGCGCUCUCGCCCGGCAGCACUGCCCCCUGAAUGACAAGAAAAAAUACUUUCCGCCGCCGCCGUCCCCAGAAGCCGCCAGGACCCUCGCGCUGUCGCCGCCGCAGCCCAGAUCCCCGCACCUGCCGGGGGAGACCUUCAGGCAGGGCUGCACCUUCGAACAAAGAGUAGAUGUCCGACUUAUUCGAGAGCAGCAUCCAGCCAAAAUCCCGGUGAUAACAGAAUGAUACAAGGGUGAGAAGCAGCUUCCUGUCCUGGAUAAAACGAAGUUCCUUGUACCUGACGUUCGAGACGUCAACGAGAGUGAGCUCAUCAAGAUAAUUAGAAGGCGCUUACAGCUCAAUGCUAAUCAAUCCUUCCUCCUGGUGGUGAGCGGACACAGCGUGGUGGGCGUCUUCAUGGUCUCAGAGGUGUAUGAGAGUGAGGAUGAAGGUGGAUUCCUGUACAUGGUCUAUGUCUCCCAUGAGACGUUUGGGAUGAAAUUGUCAGUGUAA